AUGGUUCGUGGUCGUAAGCGCGACAUCAGUGCUCCCUUGACUCGUUCUUUGAUUUUACAAAGAGAUUACCGAGCGCGAAAGGCGAAGUAUAUCUCGGAUUUGGAGACUCGAUACCAGAAACUUGAAGCGGAUAAUCUGAGGCUUUCGAAGGAGGUCCAAGAUCUCAAAUAUAAAUUGCGUCAGAAAAUAGAUCGCAAAGAAACACUGUUCGCUUCUCCGACAACUGAAGCAGAUACGGAAAAGACUCGUGCCUUAAACAAAGUCAUAUUUUCUCUAUCCUCCGCAGCAGCAUCCAUCAAAUCCUUCCAGAAUUUGACGAGGAGUGAUGACUACGACGUCCAGGCUCCUGAAGAGCGUACUUUAAUCGACUGGGAACGUGGGCGUCCUUCUCCUUCGACAAUGCCCAUAUCAAAUUUCUACGCAUAUAGUGACCAUACUGGCUUGUCCACUAAUGAUAUUCGACCUUUGCAACUCUACUCGCCCGUUUCAAAUCCUUCUCCCCCUCCUUCCCUUCCAACUUCGAGCCCCCGCAAUAAUCUCUCCGAGAGCUGGAACCCAGAAUUCAUGGCACAAAAUUAUUCCAGUGACACUAAUCCAGUGGACGGUUCUACUUCUCGGGCUCGUCACAUGCGGCCUCAAUCAGCAGCUGUAUCUGACCAAUACGAACAGUCUAAUGUAUAUCUUUCUUCUCAGGGUCGUUCAGGCCCUUCGGUGGAACUCUCGUCGUCGACCCAACCCGGAACAAUCACACAUUCUCAAAGUUUCUUUGAGCAUGAACUUUCUACAGCUUCAUUCAGAAAUGACCGAUCCUCCAAUCGUCCGGUAUCCUCGUAUGAUCGCCUACAUCACAACUCCACAGGCCAACUGAUACCCUUCAAAUUGAACGAACCCUCCCUCCCUCAGGACAUUCGUUCAAUGGCUCCCUAUAGCUAUGAACGAACACUUUCACAGAGUCUGCGAAACUUUGUAUAA
Messenger RNA from Lentinula edodes (shiitake mushroom), 972 nucleotides. RefSeq lists its product as uncharacterized. The coding region runs from base 1 to 972 and encodes 323 amino acids. Lineage: Eukaryota; Fungi; Basidiomycota; Agaricomycetes; Agaricales; Omphalotaceae. The transcript has 2 exons. The record is from RefSeq and is a predicted model, not a curated record.